Molecule: messenger RNA, 1703 nt
Organism: Hevea brasiliensis (rubber tree)
Lineage: Eukaryota; Viridiplantae; Streptophyta; Magnoliopsida; Malpighiales; Euphorbiaceae
Product: cationic amino acid transporter 1-like
Exons: 2
Coding region: 1-1524 (507 amino acids)
Biological process (GO): amino acid transport; transmembrane transport
Cellular component (GO): plasma membrane
Molecular function (GO): L-lysine transmembrane transporter activity; L-glutamate transmembrane transporter activity
Source: RefSeq, a predicted model, not a curated record
AUGUCGAGAUCUGAUGAAGCCAUCAUGGCCAAACAUGGUGGCCACGAUGAAGAUGAUUUCUUUUCCCUCCUUUCAGGUGGAUCAUUUGCUUACCUUCGGGUAGAGUUAGGUGACUUUGUAGCCUUCAUAGCUGCUGGCAACAUCCUCCUUGAGUAUGUGAUUGGUGGUGCUGCGGUGGCUCGGUCAUGGACAUCUUAUUUCGCCACUCUCUGCAACCACGAACCCGAUGACUUCCGAAUCAUAGUCCAUAGCCUCGCCGAGGACUAUAGCCAUCUAGACCCCAUCGCUGUUGUAGUUUCCUUCGUCAUUUGUAUCUUUGCCGUUCUUAGCACCAAGGGCUCUUCCCGUUUCAAUUACCUCACCUCCAUCAUCCAUGUCGGUACAAUCGUCUUCAUCAUCGUCGCUGGCCUCGUCAAAGCAGACACCAAAAAUUACAGCUCCUUUGUUCCCUAUGGCCCCCGUGGUAUUUUCGUAGCUUCAGCAGUAAUUUUCUUUGCAUAUGUUGGAUUUGAUGCUAUUUCAACAAUGGCUGAAGAAACUAAAAACCCUGCUCGAGAUAUCCCAAUUGGUCUUGUGGGUUCAAUGAUAAUAAUUGCUUUAGCGUAUUGUUUGCUUGCUGCUACCUUGUGCCUAAUGGUUCCAUACAAGCAACUUGAUCGAGACGCUGCAUUUUCAGUAGCAUUUGAGUAUGUGGGUUUGAAUUGGGCUAAAUACAUCGUGGCUCUAGGUGCAUUGGAAGGUAUGACCACUGCUCUUCUCGUGGGAGCUGUAGGCCAAGCCCGAUAUCUCACGCACAUUGCUCGUACUCACAUGAUGCCUCCAUGGUUUGCUCAUGUUAAUGGAAAAACAGGAACUCCAGUAAAUGCCACCAUUGUUAUGAUCACUGCUACAGCUAUCGUCGCUUUCUUUACAAAGAUGGAUAUUCUCGCCAAUCUUCUCUCCAUCUCUACAUUGUUCAUCUUCAUGCUUGUGGCGGUGGCUCUUCUUGUUCGCCGCUACUAUGUUACUGGGGUCACGACAUCUGCAAAUCAUACCAAGCUCAUCGUUUGCAUUUCGGUGAUUCUUGGUUCCUCUACUGCUACUGCUGCUAUUUGGGGUGCAGGAGUAGAUGGCUGGAUUGGAUAUGUGAUUACCAUACCAAUAUGGUUCUUGGGUACAUUAGCACUUGAUGUUUUUGUUCCACAGGCAAGGGCUCCGAAAAUGUGGGGUGUUCCACUGGUGCCAUGGUUGCCAUCUGCUUCGAUUCUUAUCAACAUUUUCCUUCUAGGGUCGAUAGACGGGCCGUCGUUUGUAAGAUUUGGUAUCUGGAGUGGUGUUUUGUUGGUGUAUUAUUUCCUAUUAGGAUUGCAUGCAUCUUAUGACACGGCUCAGGGGUUAGGAGAGAACAAGGCUGGGGAUGGCUGGAAGAAGUUGGAAGAAGGUGCACCAGUGUCUUCACAGUCUGGAUUAGGAGGUGAGACUGCGAAGAAAAUAGAAGAAGGCGGGCAAGGGCCUUCACAAUCUUCUCUAGGAGAUGUAGAUUAGGGUACCAUUUGAGCCUACAAGUCCUAGUGAUGAAUGUGUUGGAAGUUUCAAAUUGAAUUUGUGAAUUGUGAUGAACGUCUAUGCAUGGUUCUAUUUGUACAACUAUAAUAUGUAUUAACAAAUACUUCUAAAAAAAUAUAUGUAUUAACAAAUAAAUUCCAAAUUUUAUGUCUUAGAAA